ACCGACGCGCGGCCGGCGAUGGUGCGUCCGACGUGCGAUGGGCGACAGUGGUGAAGCCAUGCUGGAGAUCACGGAGAAAGUGAAACGACACCUGCGCCAUCUCUCCAGCUCGAGCUCCACCUCCAGCGCGUGCAGCGCCUCAAACGGAGGCAGUCUGGUACUAGUGCAGGCCCAAGUGAUGAUGCGGGACGACAACAUGGGCGGCUGGCUGCCGAUGGGCGGCUGGGGCCUCUCCAAGGUCUCGGUGCGCAAGCGGCACCCGCGCUACGAACACGUCAACGCAGAACACCCGAAAACGGAGUACAUGAUCUUCGGCAAGCGCAUCAACGACGGAGUGUCGGUACUGAGCUGCACAAUCAAGAAGGAUUUUGUGUACCACAAGGUGAUGCCGACGUUCCACCACUGGAAGACGGGCGACAAGAAGUUCGGGCUCACCUUCCAGACGGCGGCCGACGCGCGCGCCUUCGACCGAGGAGUGCGCUUGGCUGUGCAGGAUCUGCUGGACGAUAUUGGAGACAAUGACGUGUUCAUGACGCUGGAGCUGCCUGUGGACCGGUACGACAGCCGCUCGUCUUCGGACUCGUCCGUGUCGCGCCAGACGGCCGCUUCGCCGCAGUCGGCGCUGCUGCACCGCAUGUCGUUCGGCCCCCCGCCGGCGACAGCGGCGCCGGCGGCCGGCGGUGGCGGCGGCGGCUCGGCCGGGCCCCACUCGGACGAGAGCGCCGCCUCUGAGUACCCGUACGUGCAGUUCGCGCGCGACAGGCCCUCCAAGCACGAGUACAGCUACCCGGCCAUGGAGGACCUAGUCAAGCAGAAGGAGGCGCUGAAGCGCGGCGCGGGCGAGGUGCUGCACCUGACGCAGCCGCCGCUGCCUAGCAAGGGCGGCAAGCGGCGCGUGGAGCCGCACCGGCCGCUGCCGCGCCGCUGCCGCCACUGCCAGGAGCCGUACGACGAGGCGAGUAACGGCCGAGGCCAGUGCGAGUACGCGCCGGACGCCGUGCGGACGUGUCUGGACGCGGUGACGUGUAUGCCGGCCGCGCAGUGCAUGCUGUACCACUGCUGCGCCGACGCCGAGGGCGACUUCGGCAGUCGGCCGUGCGCGUGCGCGCCACGCGAAGAGCGCUGCCUGCGCCGCUGGCUGGGCCUGACGCUGCUGGCCGCGCUGCUGCCCUGUCUGUGCUGCUAUCCGCCGCUGGCCGGCUGUUACCGCUGCUGCCGGCGGUGUCACGCGUGCGGCGGCAAGCACGGCCCCUCCACGCACCCGUAGUCACGCCACACUCACGCACGCGUCACGCGCGACCACAGUCACGACACACAGACACACACACAGACACACACACACACACACGGCGCCCACCGCGGCCGAGCCGCUGCGAACUCGCAAGCCGAGGGCGUGCAGCGCACACACAUUCUACGUAUGAACAAUGCGAUAUAUGAAUAGAGAACGUAUAUGCGGUGAAGAGCGCAGCGUUUGUUGUUCUGCGCAUGCGCCCGCCGCCGCCCGGCCACCGCCGCUGUCACUACUCUUAGAAGGCACGCGUGCGCUGUGUUCGUUAUCCAAAGGGAUCCCAAUGUCUCGAGGGCUCAGGGGAUAUUGUGACGCUCUUUGGAAGCUCUGUCUUCAGUUCUGUUGAUAUACGCGCUCGCUGCGCCGCCUGCGCGUGUACAUGAAUGUGAUAUAUGGGUGCGGCGGGGGCCGGGUCGGCCGCGAGGACGCUGGUUUUGGCGCGCGGCGCUUCUCUGCACGGCGCCCGUGUUAAUUACUUGAGAUCGGUCUAUCCAGGCUCGGAGAGGUGGCUUUAUCCGCCACGCGGACCGGCGUCGCCAGCUGUGGGCGGCGGCCGGCGCCAGGGCCGGCACCGGCAAGCUUUACCGAUAGCAGUGCUGUUGAGAUUGCGGAAGCGUUUCCAGAGUUGCCGACUUUGUGCGCGUUUGGCCCGCCAGGUGACGCCUCAUCUCCAUUGGCGCGCGCGGCCGCUAGGCGCGGUUUUAUAGUUGUGACGUGUCGGUGUUGGAGUUGCGCCCACGCGAGCGCACACCCACACAACGUUGUAAUGUACUCCUCAUCUUUGUGAACUGGACUCAUCGCUACUGUCAUUUGUUCCUAAAUACAUGCCGCUUAAUACCCGA
Messenger RNA from Pollicipes pollicipes, 2130 nucleotides. Its product is annotated as sprouty-related, EVH1 domain-containing protein 1-like. Gene Ontology annotation, cellular component: membrane. Bases 38 to 1267 code for a protein of 409 amino acids. Gene Ontology annotation, molecular function: protein kinase binding. Gene Ontology annotation, biological process: negative regulation of MAPK cascade; multicellular organism development. The transcript is spliced from 5 exons. The record is from RefSeq and is a predicted model, not a curated record. Lineage: Eukaryota; Metazoa; Arthropoda; Thecostraca; Pollicipedomorpha; Pollicipedidae.